This is a messenger RNA of Bathycoccus prasinos, 870 nucleotides long. RefSeq lists its product with no specific name. Lineage: Eukaryota; Viridiplantae; Chlorophyta; Mamiellophyceae; Mamiellales; Bathycoccaceae. The coding region runs from base 1 to 870 and encodes 289 amino acids. Gene Ontology annotation, biological process: dolichol-linked oligosaccharide biosynthetic process; polyprenol catabolic process. The record is from RefSeq and is a predicted model, not a curated record. Gene Ontology annotation, molecular function: 3-oxo-5-alpha-steroid 4-dehydrogenase activity. The transcript has a single exon. Gene Ontology annotation, cellular component: endoplasmic reticulum.
AUGGUAUUCUUCGCGGCAGGUACUUCGGUUUUAGGAGUCGGGUAUUUCUGGGUCGCGUUCAUCGUAGCGUCUGUUUUGGGACAAGUGAACGUCCCGUUCCUUUCAAAGUUUGUGCGCGAUACGGCGAAGCGAGGCAAGACGAGAGGCGUCAACUUUGAAGAAGACGACGAUACAUCGAAAACGAAACGAAUCUUAUUAAACGUUCCGCACGCGUGGUUCACGCACUUCUACGUCGUCGGUACCACUUGGAACGCGUAUACUUUGUUGCGAUGUAUUCAAUCAAAGAGAAAUAGUAUUGGUGUGUUUUCAUUCGCGAAGGCGGUCUUAGGAGACUCGAGCGGCGAGCUUCUCGCGAGCGUCUUGUUUCAGUUUCACGUCACGCGACGGUUGAUGGAAUCUUUGUUCGUCAAAGUGAACAAGAAGAAGGCGCAAAUGCACGCGAUUGGAUACGUUCUAGGUUUACUCUAUUACGUGUGCGCGACUUUGAGCUUAAAAAGUAGCAACGAAGAAAAGGGAGAAAGAAAAGCCGACUUUUUUUUCGCCUCUCUUCUCUUCUUCUACGCCAAUUGGAAGCAAUACGAGUGCCACGUGUUACUCCGGAACGCUCGCUUACAAACCGACCGAAGAGAUCAAUACGCGCAAAUAGAUUCCGGUUUGUUCUCCUUAGUCGCCUGUCCGCACUACUUUUUCGAGUGCGUUUUGUAUUUCAGCCUUUGCGUUAUACUCCGGUUUUCAAAGUCGAGCGCUUUGAUGUUCCUCGCGGUUUGCGGAAACUUGAGCGUAGAGGCUAAGAACCACUUGAUUUGGUAUCGUCGCCGAAUUAAAGGCUUUCCCAGACACAGGAAAGCUAUGGUGCCGUAUUUGUAUUAA